AUGGGUAAACGUAAUGAAGUGGCGCCUCAAACUGUUCCAGGUAAAGGGUUACACCAUUUCAGGAGGAUGCCAUGUGAACUUCAUAAUGCAGCCGCUACUUGGCAGAAAUUUUUAGAGGUAGUUCUAGGAACCAAGUUAGAGACUUUAGUCUUCAUAUAUCUUGACGAUAUAAUUAUUGUUAUGUUGAACUAUCCCACUACAAAGAACGUUAAAGAAGUACGUGGUUCGUCGUCGAAGCUGAAUUGUGAAGUACUUUAUGACGACUUGGCAUUUGAAGUGCGAUGGGCAGUAGCUGGUGAAAGCAUAGUAUUACAACUGGUGGCGAAACUGGAUGAUAGAGAAUACAUGUCCUUCGGUCCUUCUGGUGAUGAUUCAAGCAGCGUAAUGAUUGGAGGAGACGUAGUUGUAGCAUGGGUAGACAAGAAGACUCUCAAGGGCUACGCUGACGAUUACUACUUGGAAGACAAAUCUCAGUGCUCUGGUCCCACAGGAUCGUGUCCAGAUAACAGAUUGAAGGAUAAUUCCAACAACAUCCGUCUUCUCAACGCUGCCAUGGUGAACGGUUACUCAAUAGUUACCUACCAACGACCCCUAAGAGCUUCCGAUGAAUUCGAUCGGCAAAUCUUCACGAAUCACACUCAAGCUAUCAUCUGGGCCAUAGGUCCACUCAACCAGAGAAAGGAGGUAUCAUUCCACAGCAGCUACCUCAAGAAAAACCGCUUCAUUGACUUCGGCCGUCCAGCCAAAUGGAACUGCCCCAUGCCCGAAAACGAACAACCAUCUAUGGUACCUCUUCGUAGCCCAAUCAAAUCUAAAGUUGCAGGGAAGGUGGAAGAGGAGGAGGAGGAGUACGAAGCACCAGUGAAACCGACUACGAAUUCCCCCAGGAGGUCCAACGGCAAUGGAGGAAGAAGAAGAGGUAGCGUGAGAGGAAAUGCUAGGGUUCCGGAAGAAAGUGCCGGUGAUUCCGAGAAUAGUGCUUCUAGAAACAGAGAACAGACACAACAGAGGAGAAGGAUUCCUCAAAGAGAAGCCUCAACGGCAGUAAGAUCUGUGCCCCCUCCAACUCCAGUGAAAAAGCGUGAAGCUUGGGAUAUUCCUCCUAUACAGUGCUAUGAACCAGAAGAUGGGGUUUUCUACGCACAAAUGGGACCAACUGGUGGAAAGAGAGGAUAUCCUGCGAUUACAGGACACGUUGGAUGGGGUAUCUCGUGGUAUAUUAACGGACUUUUGAUUCCGGAAAUCAAUGUUGUUCGAGGAAAAACCUAUACUUUCGUUGUAGAAGGUGGACUGGAUCCCGAAGUCUCAGCAAAGUACCAUCCCUUUUACAUCACAGAUGAUCCAAUAGGUGGUUAUGAAUACAAAACACCUGAAGAAAGAAAGAACGUCCGAAAUUUUGCUGGUGUUCGUGUAGCGAAAGAUGGAACCAUUAUUCCAACAGGUACUGGUCGUCUUUGUCACUGGACACAAACUGGUGAUUUAGAAGCUGAUGACUUCCAAUCUUUCGGAGCCUACCAGCGCACACUAGAACUGAAAUGCGAUCAAGGCGAACCUGGGGUUAUUCAAUGGACGCCUGACGCAGACACACCUGACACAGUUUAUUAUCAGUGCUUCACUCACCGACAUUUGGGGUGGAAAAUCCAUGUCCAUGACUACUGUGAUGAGCAACCAGCUGCAAGUGAAACCAAAAUAACCAUUGUUGCAGCUCCUAGCAAGUUCCUCGAAAAAUCCGGUUCAGACUUAGACGAAAGUCCAUCUAUUCGCAUCGAAACAAGGGUAAAGCCAAAUACUAUAAUUAAGGAAGUCAAGGACGAUUCAGAAACUAAAUACACAAUUUCAGAGAAGGAAGUAAAUCCCGAACCACACCCAGAUCCUCAUCCAAAAGAAGGGAACCCAAAGUGGCAGUUACCAAACGAAAAUAUUCUCACUACACCGCAACAGAGUUACUACAAUUCCUUUCACCAAAGAACAAAACCACACAUUCAAAUGCAUGCUAUCAAUCCAUACUAUCUUGAACCGCUGCACCACAUGGAACAGAACAGGAACUUCAGAACCAGCACACCUUCUAAUACUGCCUACGAAAGCACCUCAUCACACUCAGAAAUGGACCAAUACAAUAGCAACUCUACUACGAGCACCACAACCACUGAAGCCCCUUCGACUUCUCAAAGCUCCCCCCAAGUAACCGAUAUUCUAGCCAUAGAUACCGUUCUACUCAAUGAAACCUACCUCCAGCCCCCUCCAGCCCUACCUCACAAACCACUUCGAAGACCAGUACUAAAUCAUAGCAAAUAUCCAAUGCCAACAGUAAUAAAAAUGCGUCCACCGGCACCAAUAAGGAACUUCGGAAUUCAGAUGUUACCGCACAAAAAACAAAUCAUCAGAGCCCCUUUCAGAAUUCACUCACCGCGUCCUUCGCUUUACGAUUACAACAAAAAAUAUCUUGGCAGUUCUGUUCAACGGCCUCUAUCCACUAAUAUAAUCGUAACUCAAUCCUAUCCUCCAAUAACGAAAGCCCCACCCAUACACUCACAGGCUUUUCGCUUGUCAAUCAAUGGUAAAACUGAAAAACUAAGAAAUGUUGAGGUGUCUGCCCAGCAACCUUCUACAGAAAGAGAGCCUGAGAUCCAAACAGCUCCAAGCACCUCUGCCAUAGAUAUAUCCCUCGUAGAAUUCAUGCGCCCAGCUUUCAACACCGGGUUCAAACCAGAUUCUGUAAAAAUUGAAGGGGGUUUCAAACCGAUCAUAACCAAAGAGUUCCAGGAUAGAGUUGACUUGAACGAACCCGAAAUCGGAUUGGAUGGCGAGAAGGGAAUGGUAAAGCACGAGAGCAAGUACGAAUACAAACCAUUUCACGUUUUCGAACCAGUAUUUGUUCCUUCGCCCACCUUCAAACCCCUCAAAGAAAAACAGGUUCAUAAGAGACCCGUUAAUAAAAAACGUCAACAGUACGUGAAAAUAGUGGUAAAACACCCACGAAGCUUGACAGCGUCAGAAGAGUUACAAGAAGCUGCUGCAGCUGAAAGGGUGGAGAGUUACUACUUGCCUCCUUUGAACCAGAAACCUAUUGACAGAGUGCAAGAGCCAUCGAAUAUCGACAUUGAACUGCCUGAGUCUAGUUUAGAUAUCGCCUCUCCUCCAGACGUGGUGGUUACAUACGACGGUAAGAAAGUGUCGGGGCAGAGCUUGACUGCCAAGUUAUCGGAACGAUCCUCUUUCUUCGAUCGCAGAAUAUCCAAAGCGUCAGCUUUCAUCACAGGUAGACCUCAGUUUGGGCAAUUCAAAGGCGAGCUGCCGCCAUUGAAUAUUGACUCGAUCGACAAAAACGCUCCACAACUUCAAGCUAGCGCUAGGGUUCUCAGCAGGGAUUUGGAUACUCCACCUCUACCAACGGAAGUUCUGGUAUCACAGAGUUCCAUCAGAUUGGCCAGGGUGGGUGGUGCUAGGAAUAAAAGAGCCGCGCAUCAUACUCAUGAGCACACUGCUCAGCAGGAGGCAGAGAGGUUGGGGAAUAGUACACAAAGUGAACCUUCGAAGGGUGCUACUGAUUCUGUAAGUGAAUGGGUGGUUUUGCUUUGCAUUUUUUGCAUCCAAAGUUUUGGGUACUGGCAACAAUAUUAAAUACUUUCAUGGAUGGGAUGAAGAUCUUUAUAAAUUGGCUGGAGAGAACUUAUGUGAAAUUUCUACAAAAAUGUCUCGAUAUGUAAACCAAAAAUUGGGAAGUAUUGAAGUAUGGAAGUAUUGAAAUUUUUUUGUCACAUUUUCGUCAAUUAGAUUUUGAGCUGAAUUCCAUAAAUCUCAAGUAUUUGGAGAGAACUGAAGACCGUUUGUGGGGAAGGAUCGGUAGGAAGUUAUCUAAAUGCACAACUUUUGAAGACAGCAGUCAAAUUUAAAAUGCAAAUUUCAUAUUUUUUUGUCUGUUAGUCGCAUUGGAAUCUUCUUUUUCAAUUUAUCAUCUACAUAAUGUUUUAGAGUUUUACCACAACAUAAUCAAAUCAUUUUUUUUUAUCAAAAAGUAACACAUCUGAUUAUUUUGUUCAAACUAUUGUACAGGUUAUUAGUCGUUCAAUGUUGGGGUUCCAAAAUAUCAAAAUUCAACAGCAAAGCUCAAAAUACUAAUAGCCACAUAAGGGCUGCAAAGAUUUUCAGAAUGAAUAUAUAUUUAAUUCGAAUUGAAAGGGUAUAUUUUUAGGAAAUAUUGAUUUUUGUGAAAGAAAUGUAAUGUAUUCAAAUAUUAUUUUGAAAGUUGUACGUUUACUUGUUAAUCAUGGCUUUCGUGUAGUCAUUUCAUCAGGUAAAAAAGUUAUAAGUCGAUGAGUUGAUAUUGACAGUAAAAAGUAAAAUAGCCAAAAAUUAAGGUUUGAUUCCUUUUCUUUUCAUUUUUCCAGAUUGAUGUCGAAGUUAAUUGACAUUUCCACUUCGUUAAGUAUUUUGUAAAUAAUAAUUUUAGGUGUUUUCAUUAAAGUUUUCUAGUAAAAUUCACUA
Messenger RNA from Leptinotarsa decemlineata (Colorado potato beetle), 4485 nucleotides. RefSeq names its product DM13 and DOMON_DOH domain-containing protein skeletor (gene Skeletor). The record is from RefSeq and is a predicted model, not a curated record. Lineage: Eukaryota; Metazoa; Arthropoda; Insecta; Coleoptera; Chrysomelidae.